AAUAUCAUUUGUUUGAUGUGAAAUAUUCAAUUAAAUCAUGAAUCAUGAAACUUCAUAAGGUAUGCAUUUAUAUCUUACAAAUUUAUAGUUUGAAUUGUUAGAAACAAUUUUGAAUGUCCAUAGGAAUACUAGGAAGGGCAGCAUUGAGAAUGAAUGCAAAUAAAUACAAUAUAAGAACCCUUUAAUAGCAAAUUUAAUUGACAAUUUCUCAUUGCAUGUACUCAACUUUUAUAAUCAGAGUAAUGAAAAGAGAACCUUCAGUAAAGCCAUAAGGUUUAUAAAAAUGAAUAUUAAUUAUAUUUGUUGAUAGUACUUCUCCUACUACACUAUUUAUAUCUAUUCAAACAGGCCUUCUGAAGUCUCUCAUGAUUUUUCUUCAAAGAGAGAGUGAUGGGUUCAGGGAGUGAGGCAGGGGGAGCAGCGUAAAUUUGGCAGCUCAUAUGUGAGCUCCGGCGAGAAGUUCACUCACGGAUCUCUUGUACAGGAAGGGGACUCUUGUCAAACAGGUAGAAUCUAUCUAAUAAGAACUCACCACCCUGGAAAGCUUGGAAAAUUCUUUAUAAAAACCCUGAAUGUGCAUUCUUCAUGACACACUUAAUAUGAAUAUAUAUUUCAUUCAUUGGCAUAAAUAUAGAGUACUGCUACAAUAGUUUUUGCAGCAGAAUUUGAUCCUUGUGUCAAAAACUCCUGUCUUCUUGAACUGGUCAAUUAUUGUAUUUUUGUUGAAGCCUCCCCCUGAUUAUAAUUAGAUUGUUGUAUCUGAAUAAUACAAGCAGUGUCCAAGAAAUUAUCUUGUGUGCUCAAUACAAAAUUGACAUCAAGACCUCAGCAAUACUGUUAUUGCUGAACAAUAUUGGUCAUUUUAAACCCAUGAAACAAAAUUGUUGGAACCUUUUGAAGCUAAUUCCUUGCUUGAAGUAAUAUAAUGCCCAAGUUCAAUGAAACUGAUGUCAAGCAUGAAACGUGUCAAACCCACAAUUGAAAACAACUUGUCAAAUGCACUUAUUGUCAAACCACAUUUAUAAGAAAAUAUGCCUGACAUCAAAAAGACCCAUGGAACAUCCCAUCAUAUCAUUUCACAAACAUGUGGAGAAAUCAUUUCUUCUCACAUGGAGUCAACUGUUACACCACUUCCUGCAUAAAGGAUUUAUUCCCGAUUCUUGAAGUCACUCAUGCGCAACCACAAGAGAGAGAGUGGUGCAGGGCGUGAGGCGAUGGGGGACGCAUUGGCAUAGAGUUCAGAUGACCAAGAGUUCUGCUCCGGCAAGAUGGGGCCUCAUUCCCUGCACAGUCUUGGAUAGAGCGCAGCAGGAGAGAAAGAUGGCCUCGCGCUUCAAAACGAUAGUGAGGGUUCCCGGUGGAUUGCUUAAAUAAACAGUAUCCAGAAUUCUUGCACCACCGUGGUUGAUGAGAAAUUCGAAAUUUUGUCCGAAUGUAGACUUUGCGUGGACAGGAUUGGACUUCCGUGCGUGAAGGGCUGAUGAGAAAUAAUUAUUACUCAUCCUCUUCGGAAAUUGAUGGCUUUUACGGUAUUUUCCAAGAUCUCUCCCCGAGGUGUAUAUAUAAUUACGUGAAGGCAAUAUUUAAGCAUUCAGGACGUUCAUUUAACUCUAGUGAAAAUUAUUCAUUCUCUAGAAUCUUCAGUUAUCCAUAGGUUUUCAAAUUUUGUAUGUGAUUAAAACGGCAUGGCCGGCGUACCGCCAAAAGAACCGGACCAUGAUCAAGAAUUGCGGGAGAGAUUGGAAUUAAGCCAGGAUGAACUCCGAGUGCUGCAACGAUGCAACGUGGAGAGCUUCUGGUAUCGCUCAUUCCCUUUCGCCAUUGGGCUAUCGGUCCUGGCUCACCUUGGCAUUCAAAAAGGAUAUUGGCAGGGUUCACCGAGAUUCGGAUCGACGCCUAAAGUCCUGCUUGCCACCUUAGUCGGAUACAUAGCAGGAAAGUUCUCAUACCGGGACAAGUGCGCAGAAAUGAUAAUGGAGCUACCCAACAGUCGCUUAGCAGAAACUCUCCGCCGUAACCAACAAAACGCCGGACGCCCUCCCAUCCCAAAUGAAGAAUUGUCUGUUCCGGUUUACUCCGAACCAACGUCCGAGCAGAUUGCGAGUCGCAGAGCUCGAGAUGGGUCAGUGCGUGACUUGGACGAUUAUCGUAAACCGGAUUUGGACUUGAGUUCAUUUCAGGAACGACCACCAGAAGCAUCAAUGAUGAAAGAAGAGGAAAACCAGAGCAAAGAUGUUCAAGGCUUAUCGUAUGAUGAACUUCGUAGGAGAAAUCGAUCUGAAUUCGAAACAAAGAAGUACGAGCAGAUGAAGCGUGAUGUAACGGGUCCACUUGCAUCUUCAGCAGCUCCUGAUCCGGAGAAGCCGAAGAAGGGUCGUACUACAAAUGCUUACGGUGAUGAGUGGGAAAAGUGAGGUAGAUUGCAGCUGAAUCACCUGCAGUGUUCCCUCUAGUGAGCCCCAUUUGUUGAUUCUGUUUGUGAUUUUUGACUCCCUAUUCAAGGGUUUUCUCUUUUAUUGGAGUCAAGAUGAUCUAUGAGUGGUGAAUGAAAUCGUUCGUGCGUUGUUGAGAAGCGUUCCUGUUACUACGCUGUUAGUGAGAUAUAGUUGAGGAUGCUCAAGAAAAAGUUUUUGCUCUCUCAUUUCUUGAUGACUUGAAAAACGACCCGCAUUCAA
Molecule: messenger RNA, 2675 nt
Organism: Notodromas monacha
Lineage: Eukaryota; Metazoa; Arthropoda; Ostracoda; Podocopida; Cyprididae
Source: the annotation of a GenBank genome assembly